CGAUGUGCUCAUGUGCAGAGUCAGAGACUAAGAAGUUAUAGCAUCAGCCAUUCAGCCUCUUUCCUAAGUUCCAUCUGAAGCGUCAUUCUUUUCUUUUCUUUUCUCGUAUGCGCUCUUUUCCCUUUGGCGCUUCCUCUUCAGUCUCCGCAAGUCCUCUUUCUCUUCGUCAUUCGUAUUACAAAAAAUUUCCUCUGCAUAUUGCCUAUGAAAUGAUCUUAAUCCUCUUAUGCUAGGAUGGGAGCAGGGAAGAAGGCUCAAAAUUCUCAGUACAGGAGGCGGUCAUCUUCGCUUUCAAAUUCAUCAGCCACUACUGUAUUUGGCAGAAAUUUGGAGAAGAAUCAACUUGGAGGUGUUGUAUUUGGGUGCAAGAAUAAUACAAUUAGAGAAUGUCUUUCUAAACAACUCUUUGGUUUACCAACUCAGCAUUUCUCAUAUGUGAAGAAUAUUGAACCUGGGUUGCCGCUGUUUCUAUUCAAUUACAGCGACAGGAAACUUCAUGGAAUUUUCGAGGCGGCUAGCAAUGGAAAGAUGUCUAUAGACCCUUACGGAUGGACUGCUAAUGGUUCGGAGAGAACACAAUAUCCUGCACAGGUGCAAAUUUGUGUUCGGCUUCAGUGCCAGCCACUGUCCGAGGAUAAAUUUAGACAUGCAAUUGCAGACAACUACUACAAUAAAAACCUUUUCUGGUUUGAGCUGGACCAUGCACAAACUAGCAAGCUGAUUUCUUUGCUAACACCAACAGCAAUUGUGCCUGGUAGCUCUGUCCCUCAUCAUAUGCUGAAUUUGGCAAAUGUUUCUCAGCCGCCUCCAUCAUAUGAAACUUUGAGGGAAAGUGAACAGUUCACGGUGCUUGAAUCGGAUGUGGAGCAAUAUACUCACACCAGUGUGAUACCAGAAUCCGCUGAAAUUGAUUCUACUAUAGAUGAAGACAUCCAGCCAUUGGAUACUCAUUUAGGCAUGCCGGAAGCAAAACAGGAUGAGAAGAACCUCAUAUUUCUGAAACUAAAGCAGCUGUCUCUUAACAGUAAAAGACAAAAUCUAUCUUUGCCAGAUUAUGUAAAUGAUACCGCUGCUGCAAAUAAUAUGUGUCCAAUCGAAAAGGAUAAUUCUGAGGCACCAGCUGGUUUAGAGAAGAAAGUGGAUCCUAGUCCUUCAUUGGAAUAUCAAUAUGACAUAACCCAGUUGGUGCAAGAGGUCAAAGAACUGACAGCUUUCAAGAAAAUGCAGACCGAGAGGAAUAGUUACCUGGAGCAGAAACUGAAGGAGGCUUUGUCAGAAAUUCAGCAUCUAAGAGAUCGUUGUACAUUAUUGGAAUCUGCAUCUAAUGUUACGACACAUGUUGAGAAGACAUUAACCAAGUCAUCUCGAGAGCUCCAUCUAGACCACAAAGAUUCAUUGUUUCUAAUAGGAGGCUUUGAUGGAGAAUCUUGGUUGCCAAGUAUGGACAUGUAUUCUACUUCACAAAAUGCUAUCAAGUCUCUCAAGCCCAUGAGCUCAAUACGUUCAUAUGCUUCGGUCGUGCAGUUCAAUGGUGAUAUUUAUGUUUUUGGCGGUGGAAAUGGUCUUGUUUGGUAUGAUACUGUUGAAUCGUAUAACCCGAUUCUUGACAACUGGACCUUGUGUCCUGCAUUGAACCAGAAGAAAGGAAGCUUAUCUGGAGCUGUUUUGGAUAAGAAGAUAUUUGCUGUUGGUGGCGGCAAUGGAGUUGACUGCUUUUCAGACGUUGAGAUGCUAGAUUUAGACAUUGGACGAUGGAUCACUACACGCUCAAUGCUAGAAAAGAGAUUUGCUCUUGCUGCUGUUGAACUCAACGGUGUGCUUUAUGCUACUGGUGGAUUUGAUGGAAACGAUUAUUUGAACUCUGCUGAAAGAUUUGAUCCCAGGGAACAUUCUUGGUCCAAAAUCCCAAGCAUGAAUACGAGGCGUGGCUGCCACUCAUUAGUUGUUCUAAAUGAAAAGCUCUACACUCUAGGUGGCUUUGAUGGAAGUGCAAUGGUUCCGAGCCUUGAAGUGUUUGAUCCCCGUCUCGGCACAUGGAUGAUGGGAGAACCAAUGAAUCACCCUAGGGGUUACUUUGCUGCUGCAGUCAUCCAUGAAUCUAUUUUUGUGAUUGGGGGAGUUAAAUCUGGUGACAACAUUGUAGAUACGGUUGAGAAUUAUAAGGAAGGUCAGGGAUGGCAAGAAACUUGCAGAACCUCGGUUGCGAAAAGGUGUUUCUUGUCCGCAAUUGCCUGCGGUCAUGAGUAAACAGAAGGAUGUUCAUAAUCACCAUUGCUUUUUGUAAAGUCACAGGAUGAAGAGAUUGUCUUUUCUGACUCUAAAUCCUUCUCUAUGUUGGCAUUGCUUUUUCUGUUUACUUCAAUGCCAAUAAUUCAGAGCUAGUGAUUGUUUCAUGUAAGGUGCUUGUGGGCUUGUGGCCGAGGUUGUGUGUGCAUAAAUGGUUUAGUU
Messenger RNA from Arachis stenosperma, 2448 nucleotides. RefSeq lists its product as uncharacterized. The coding region runs from base 235 to 2247 and encodes 670 amino acids. The record is from RefSeq and is a predicted model, not a curated record. Gene Ontology annotation, biological process: response to endoplasmic reticulum stress. NCBI's taxonomy places the organism in Eukaryota, Viridiplantae, Streptophyta, Magnoliopsida, Fabales, Fabaceae. Gene Ontology annotation, molecular function: protein binding. The transcript has 11 exons.